This is a messenger RNA of Geodia barretti, 4314 nucleotides long. The record is from the annotation of a GenBank genome assembly. Lineage: Eukaryota; Metazoa; Porifera; Demospongiae; Tetractinellida; Geodiidae.
AGUCAGCUUGCGGUGGCGACUUCUUCGCGUCAGCUAGGCAGCUGGGCUUGGGGCAAUCCCAGGGUAGUCCCUUGAUCGCGAGCGCUCACCUCUAUAGCCUGCGGUACGCAUGCGCGUUACUCUUACGGGUAAAGGUCAAAGGUUACCAACUACAACAAUGGCUAGGGUGAAGAUCGGUUUGUGGACGCGGUGUAUACGGGCUCCGUCGGUCCGUGGAGCCCUCAGCAGAAGUAGUCCUCCGUGGAUGAGAGCAGGGGCUGUGCUGGCACAGUCUACUCGCCAUGUCUCCCUACAUGAGCACCACAGCAUGGAGCUGAUGGGCAGCUUUGGAAUCUCGGUACCUUAUGGAGAGGUAGCGGUCACUGCUGAUCAGGCCAAGGACAUCACACACAGACUUGGAGGGGUAUCAGUGCUGAAGGCACAGGUGCUGGCCGGAGGGAGGGGGCUGGGAAGGUUUGACUCGGGACUAGAAGGAGGAGUUAAAAUUGUCAAUUCGUCAGAGGAAGCUAAGGAUAUAGCCAGUCAAAUGAUUGGCCAUCAGCUACACACUAAACAGACUGGUGCAGUUGGUAGACCUUGUAGGAAGGUGUUGGUGUCAGAGAAGCUAGAGCUGGUGAACGAGUACUACUUUGCUCUGGUCAUGGACCGAUCUUUCAUGGGCCCUGCCAUGAUUGCAAGUCCUCACGGAGGGGUCAAUAUUGAGGAGAUUGCUAGGACCAACCCCUCAGCCAUUCUCAAAGAACCUGUCGACAUUAUAGACGGUAUUCAGAAGGAGCAGGCUGUGGAUCAGAUCACAAAGCUCUACCAGAUGUUUAUUGAGAGAGAGUGCACCGCUCUGGAGAUUAACCCUCUGGCCACUGACUCUCAGAACAGAUUACUGUGUAUGGAUGCAAAGAUAAACUUUGACGACAACUCGGAGUACCGCCAGAAGGAGGUGUUCGGUCUGAGGGACUGGUCUCAGGAAGAUCCUCGCGACGUGGAGGCCGCCAAGUCUGGCAUCACCUACAUCGGCCUCGACGGAAGCAUCGGCUGCUUAGUGAACGGAGCAGGUUUGGCAAUGGCCACCAUGGACAUCAUCAAGCUGUAUGGAGGAGAGCCAGCCAACUUCCUGGACAUAGGGGGAGGGGCCAGUGCGAAGGAGGUCAUGGACGGCUUUCAGAUCUUCCACAGUGACCACAAUGUGAAUGCAGUGUUUGUGAACAUAUUUGGGGGCAUAGUUCGAUGUGAUGAGAUAGCCAGAGGCAUCAUAGCGGCGGCACAGGAGAUCAACAUUACUGUCCCCAUUGUCGUCCGGCUACAAGGGAACAGACAGAAGAAGGCCAAGGCUAUGAUUGAGGCCAGUGGACUCAAGAUGAUCGCUGUGGAGGACUUUGACCUCGCUGCCAGAACGACAGGGUUGAGACGGCUGCAUCGCACCGCAAUGGCAACCGUCGUGUUACGGUUUUUUAGCGUGGGACUCUGCCUGAUUUUUACCUGCUCAUCGCAAGGAGAGCUGCUAGUGUUCCCAGAGGGAGAGGUGCGCAGUAUUCUCUGUACAGCACAAGAUGAAGACCACUUUGGGAUCAACUGGAGAACUGCUGAUGGAGGAGAAUUUGGAAAUGAAGGCACUUUUACUGUGGGAGAUGAAGAGCCAGCUACCAAUGGGACAAAGGGAAGAAGAGUAAUAUUCACUGCAUCACCAGAAGUUAAUGGAAUAACUAUGACAUGUGUUGUCGUCAACUUUCGCCAACCUAGUGACUCCCCUGAGCCGCUCGAUUUCACCAUCAUCAUCCAAGGUAACCUCUCUGCUCCUAAUGUGGAUUACCAUGUGAGAGAGGGAUCCAUACUGUUCAGCUGGAGUCCUCCGUUCUCUCACAAUAUCACUGAUGUGGAGCCAGACAUCUCCCACUAUCUAGUGUAUGUUUAUGGAAAUGGUCUUCCUGAAUACACGGUCAAAACAAUAAAGACAAGAUACAUUUUGCACAAUGGAAACUGUGGAAUCGACAAGUACCAAGUGGCAAUAGCAGCAGUCAAUGUAGUUGGUGUGGGAGAGAAAUAUGCCAGUCCGUACUUUAGCAUGGAAGUACUGAGGAGUGUUUCAAACUUUAAAACUGAUCUAAGUGGAGAUUUUCCGGUUUUAAAGCUCCAGCUACACAGCAACUGUCUGGACGACGUCAUAUAUCAUGUUGAGCUCGUCCCAACCUAUUCUUCUGGCCCCUCACUUAACCUCAGUAAUACCAUGCAAUUCGGACAAACGUUGCUUACCCUGUCAUCAGAAGAGGUUACAUUCAACGAAUAUUACAAAGCCACUAGUGUGACCAUCAAGAUACAGUGGUUAUGUGCACAUCACGUGUCACUUUUCAGUGGGCUCAAACCUCAAAGAGUGACCUCUACUGCUCCUGAUGUGCAUACCAUCGUGAGAGAUGGGUCCAUACUGUUCAGCUGGAGUCCUCCAUUCUCUCACAAUAUCACUGAUGUGGAGCCAGACAUCUCCCACUAUCUAGUGACCAUUAUCAACAUGGAGGACCAUCACUCUGUGCUCACUGUCAACACAACAGACACUGAGUACCUCCUCCAGUCACAAGACUGCCAGCUAUCUGACUACCAAGUGGAGAUAGCAGCAGUCAAUGUUGUUGGUGUGGGAGACAAAUAUACCAGUCCUCCACUGACUCUGGAUGUGUUUUACACAGUGGUGACAGUGUCUAACACUGCCACAGUCACUUUUGGUGGGAAAUCUCCUGAAAUAACCUUCCAGUUGCAGUUUAGAAGAAACUGUAACAAGGAGACGAGCUUUGACCUCUAUCUCAUGCCAACCUUCACGCAACAACAACUGAUCAGUAUUUCACUUACAAGUCAACAGCAGCCGACUUUGACUCUCCAGUCAGGCGAUAUUCAAUUGAAUGAACUGUAUGAUGUCACUCUGACAGUGGAUGGAACCUCCACAUUUGAGCUGAGCUUGAGUACAUUUGACGUCCAGAAUGUGGAGGUCAGACUGACAAACACUGAAUACGAGAUAACAUGCUACUUUGCUAGUGGGUCAGAGGCCAGAGGUUGUAGGAUAGUCCUGAUCAAUGAUGAGGGGGAAGGAAGGGAAGAGUGCAAUGCACAAAGACUGGAGGGGGUUGGAGAAGCUGUGAUAAAGGCAACACUACCAGCAGGAGAGUAUUCACUACUGGUCUAUGAUGAUGACGAUGACUCUAUGGGUCAAGAGAACCCUGCAUACCACACAUUGGUAUCUUCAACUUCCUCAGACUUCCACAACAUGGGCUGCUUUCCGAAAGCCUCAGAUCUUGAGUCAUCAGCAGGCCCAGCAGGCAACAGUGAAAAUGGUUUCAAAGAGCUGACUGUGGUUCUGUCGGUAGUAUUCCCAAUGGUAUUCAUCAUUACCUUCCUGGGAAUAGUGGGUGUUGUGGCUGUGCUGGUCACUAGGAACCGCAGAGUUUCUAAGAGACAUAGACAUCCUGAAUGUGGUAAAAGUGCAGCCAAUGAAUAUGUUGAGAGGAAGAGUUUCCUGGGCAAGCAUUCAACAACAGAGUCUAGUGGCUCCUCUGGCAGUGAUGACACAACACAACAACUCACUGAAGGGAGCUCCCUCAGUGACACUAGGGAGUCUUCUGAAUCACAGGGCAGUAUGGAGUCCAACACUACCAUUGAGGCGGAGCUACCACCACCCUCACCUGCACCUUCCAACAAUACCCACAGCUCGCCAAACGCUACCAACAAUACCCACAGUUUGCCAAAUGCUACCACAGAGCCACCAAACACUACCACUCGUACACACAACUUCCCAAAUCUGUCUGAAGCUACCACAGACGUGCAGCAGACUCCAAACACUGCUGAGACUGAGACAAACAACCUGAACCGGUUGUCUGGACCAGACAGUAGAGACUCCGGUGUGAACCAAGAGUCGUCUCCACACAGCACUGCUCCAGUUGUUUCUCGUCAGAGAAAUGUAUGCUAUUCAAAGUGUGAUUUCAUGUACAUUUUUUGCUCUCAGUGUUUUUUAUAUAUGUGUUGACAUGCCAUUAUUCACGGCUUUCUUGUCCCCCUCUCCCCAAUAAUGUUAUAUAGUACAUUCAAGUGGAGCCUGAAGCUGGAUGGAAUAUUCAAAGACCACCAGACAUAAGGGAAGACACUGUUUUGUACGCCACAAUUCUUCCUCACACAUCUCCUCCUCCCACUAAUCCAUAACACUUUUGUAAUGUGAAAGCAUUUUUAAAAUCAUUUUGGUACACAUGUAGAUAAAGUCUCACAGUAAAUGGAAGUGACAGAUGAACUUAUUUUUUAUGGUGUGUUUAUGUAUUGCUCAUUAAAAUUUGAUGAAUAACUUUGAGC